Messenger RNA from Acanthoscelides obtectus, 4663 nucleotides. The record is from the annotation of a GenBank genome assembly. NCBI's taxonomy places the organism in Eukaryota, Metazoa, Arthropoda, Insecta, Coleoptera, Chrysomelidae.
AUUGGGCGAGCCCACACUCCUUAAAGCUAUGCCAUUGAGAAUAUCGUUUUUCUGUCACAUUAUAGUUCUAAGAAUAGAAUGCUACCUUGUCUGGAUGAUUUACGGGAAUCCGUGGAUAUUAUUUAAUACUUUUCAAGCAUAUAUCUGGAUUAGCGCCUAAAUUUGCACUUCAAAAUUCAAAAAUUGACCAGAAACUUUGUUUUAAGUUGCAUAUGUGUGUGUGGGUGUUUAACCUAGUUCUGUAACUAAAAGCUCGUUUUACUAUUUAAGGACAAUCAAAAUGGAUCUCAAGACGCAGUCUUUCCUGCUUCUGGUUAUUUUCAAUGGUAUCUGUGCCAGUUUGCAACAAGUUCCUCAAGCAUUUACCUCAGCAAACCCUUGCACUUCAAAGGGAAAGUGCCAUGAAUGUAUACAGACUCCCUCUUGUGCCUGGUGCAAUGAUCCAAAUUUUGAAGACAAUCAUAGAUGCUUCCAACCAUCAACUGUGACCAGCCAGCAAAAACAAUGCCCUGAAGAAUAUGUGGUGAAUCCUGACAACAUUGAAAGUACCUUGAUGAAUCUGACUCUUAGCAAGGCUCACAAAGCUGGCAUUAUAAGCUCAGGAACUUUAGUUGAUGUGGCAGAAGGAUCCUACAAUCAUUCUGGUAGUUGGAGCGCCAGCGGCAGUGAAAGUAGUAGUUGGGGUGGUGGAGAAUGGGGAGCACAAGCAGGAGGGAAGAUUGUUCAAUUGGCCCCACAGAGGAUAAACUUGAAGUUAAGAGUCAGGCAAUCUUACAAAAUCGAUAUGUGGUACACGCAAGCAGAAGACUACCCAGUAGAUCUGUACUAUCUUAUGGAUCUCAGCAAAUCUAUGUCGGAUGAUAAGGAAAAACUAUCAUUAUUAGGCGAUCAGUUGGCGUAUACUAUGAAAAAUCUAACGUCAAAUUUCAAAUUGGGUUUUGGCAGCUUUGUUGAUAAAGUUGUCAUGCCUUAUGUCAGCACCCUAAAGGACAAUCUAGAGCAUCCAUGCGAAGGUUGCGCAGCCCCCUAUGGCUACAAGCACUCAAUGACAUUAUCAACUAAUACAGAACUAUUCUCAGACAUGGUGAAAAGAGCAGAUGUAUCUGGUAACCUGGAUGCCCCUGAAGGAGGUUUCGACGCUAUCAUGCAGUCUGUUGUCUGCCGAGAACACAUCGGUUGGAGAGAACAAGCCAGAAGAUUGCUCGUGUUUUCAACAGAUGCCAGUUUUCAUUAUGCUGGAGAUGGGAAGUUGGGAGGUAUCGUGAAACCAAACGAUGGUAGAUGCCACCUUUCCAGAGAAGGCUUCUACACGGAAUCUUCUUACCAAGACUACCCAUCAAUCGAACAGAUCAACUUAAGCGUAAAGAAAAACUCUAUAAACGUCAUCUUUGCCGUUACCGAAUCCACAAUUGACAUUUACAAGCAACUCGCUGCAAACAUUGAAGGAUCCUCAGUGGGAAAAUUAGAAGGAGACAGUUCAAACAUUGUGUCGUUGAUCAAGGAACAGUAUGAGCAGAUUUCUUCGACGGUAGAGAUGAAACACAAUGCAUCUAGCGCGGUCAGCAUCAAGUUCUAUACGAGGUGUUUGAAUUCUACAGGGGCGUUGGUCAAUACCAACAAGUGCGGCAAUAUCAAGGUUGGAGAUCUCAUCCAGUUCAAAGUCGAAGUAGAAGUACUGAAAUGUCCCAAAAAUAGAGAUGAACAUAAGCAGACCAUCCAAAUAUAUCCGGUUGGUAUCAACGAAAGUUUGAUCAUCGACUUGGAAAUGUUAUGUGAAUGUAACUGUGAGAAGCCUGGAGACAGGUUCUAUGAAGAAAAUUCUCCCCGUUGCAACCACAAAGGCACGUACAUCUGCGGUAUCUGCGAGUGUUACCCGAGAGCGUUUGGUCGCAAAUGCGAAUGUUCAACGGAAGAAGCCAGUCGAAAUAUCACUGAUGCUACGUGUGUGAGGCCAGACGGGCCACCUGGUGUCAAAUGCUCGAAUCGAGGGGACUGCGUGUGCGGAAAGUGCCAGUGUCAUGCUAGGAAAAAUGAUAACGAGCGUGUGUAUGGCCCGUAUUGCGAAUGUGAUAACUUCAGCUGUGAGCAUCACGAUGGUAAACUCUGCAGCGGCCCCGACCACGGAGAAUGCGAUUGCGGUGUAUGCAGAUGUACCGAAGAAUGGACUGGAACGAAUUGCGCUUGCCGGAAAUCCAACGCCACGUGUUAUGCUCCUGAUACUUCGGAUGGGCUGCUUUGUAGCGGACAUGGGGUCUGCGAAUGCGGGGUCUGUAAAUGUGACACGACGGAAGAUGGCAGGUACUCAGGAAAGUUCUGCGAGAGGUGCCCGACUUGUUCUGACAGAUGUAUCGAAUACAAAGACUGCGUCCAGUGCCAGAUGUACAGAACGGGACCAUUGAAAGACGAACAUGAUUGUGCCACAAAUUGUACAAAAUUCACACCAAUUCCUGUCAAGGAAGUUGUAGCAAACGAAGAAAAUAACGAAUUCAAAUGUGCCUAUUAUGAUGAAGAUGAAUGUAUAUUCACCUACGUUUACUACUUUGACAAUGACAACAAACUGCAAGUGAAAGCACAGGAGAAUAGAGAGUGUCGUGAAAAGAUAUUUUUGCCGUUCAUAGUAAUAGGAGUAAUAGCAGCAGUUGUCUUAUUAGGUUUAGCAAUUCUUCUAUUGUGGAAACUGUUAACAACUAUCCACGACAGGAGAGAAUUUGCAAGGUUCGAGAAAGAAAAAAUGAUGGCGAAAUGGGAUACAGGCGAAAAUCCGAUCUACAAGCAAGCUACCUCGACGUUCAAAAAUCCAACUUAUUCAGGAAAAGGUUAAAUUUGUUGAUCAACAAACUCUAAUAAAUUGAUCUAUAGAUCUAGCACUCGAAUUAUAUCUCGAUAUAAUUUAUGAAUUUUUAUAUCUAAAACCAGUGUUAGAGGUUUUUGCCAGAAACCUAAACGUAGGUGAAAACUGCCAUAUAAGAAAUGUGUUUAGUUUCUUUCGAGUCUUUUGUCCGUAGGUACUUAAUUUUUUUAAAUAAUAUAUACGAUUCUCCUAAAACACUAAUAUUAUAGUGCAAAGCUAAUAUGUUAAGUUUUAACGUGUACUUUUUAUAUUGUAAUGGCAUUCGUAUUUUGUAAAUGCAUAGUUUCUAACGUGUUUUUUAAGAGUAUUUUUUGUACGAAGUAAGACAAAGUAAGUAUGCUUGAUCAUGCUUAGAAUCUCCAAGCAAUGUGCCUAAAGUUUAUAUUGUGAAUAUUAAAGUGCCUGAAAUAGUUUCAAAAGAAGGAAAACUACAGUUCAGCAGAUAGUUUCAUUUGAAACAAUGGUGCAAUUAAUAGUGAAAGCAGAAUAAACCAAAGUAGAUAAGAAUGUAUUUAUUUUGACUGUAGCAGCUCUAGUCAUGAGGCAAUCGUAGUCUGAACUGUUGUUUUUCAAGCAUUGUUUAUCUGAAAUUUUAAGAAACAGUUCAGUAUUUAUGGAAUAGAAUAAUUAUUAUCCCCCAUUUGUCUGGCCGAAUAAAACCAUAUUUGUUUGAAAUUCCUCUUUAUUGUACGACGUUUUGGUCACAACAGCGACCUUCAAGUACAAUGGACACUUUUUUGGCAAUAUAUUUUAUUUAUUUGUCUUCCAGGUGACACUUAGCUUGUGUUUUUCUUAAGAUACAACAGUUUGUCCUUGGGAUGGCGAAGUAAAACAUCUGCGCAUUCAAGAUCCAAUAACGAACCAUGAGAAAAAACCUGGGAAAAUGCAUGGUCCAUUAGUUAGGUUGGAGAAUAUCAAUUAGAUCUUGGAAUCCUGGAAGACAUAAAUAAAAUCUAUUAUCAAAAAAGUGUCAAUUGUACUUGAAGACCGAAACGUCGUACAAUAAGGAGGGAUUUUAAACAUGUGGUUUGAUUUGGCCAGAAAAACAUGGAGAAUUAUCAUCAUGAAAACCAAAGGAUAGGUUUCAGUUGUUGCAUUAGAAUGAUUCUUUGAUUCAAUGUAUGAUUGAUUCAGUUCAAGAAUUAAAAAGCAUGAAUUUAAAAUAUAAUUAGAAAAUGCAUAAAAACAUCUGAUUUCAGAGCUUAUACAAUAACAAAACGAAUGGUAAAUGUGCCUUUUACUAGCCCAAUCAAAUAUCUGACUUUUGCUUAAAAUUUCCAAUAAGUAUACAAAUAUUUUGUAUAACGCUUGAAACUCGCUAAAACAAGCAAAGUUUCAUGUAUACAGUACUAGGGGUUUAUUUUCUGGUUACUUCUUAAAUUAUACUGGUGCAGCUUUUUGAUGACAAUUUAGUUUUUAAAAAAUCUGACGGUGUUUAGAUUGGCUCUCAUUUUAUGAAAAGUAGCCUUUAGGAAGGCCCCGUUAUUGAAAAUUAUAUUUGCAGCGAAAACUCUCAUAUGUCGAAUCACAGAUUCCAAUGUUGAAUAUCUUAUGGAUUAACAUUGAUAAAAAUAGUGUGUAUCUUAAUUUUUAAUACUAUUGGUCGAAAUAAUAUGUAGUUGAAUUUUAAUUGCAUCCAUAUUUAACAGAACUUUAUAAAUAUAUUAAAACUAUUAAAGACAUAAUCUAUAUAAUUCUUGCUUUUCACCCACUUCCUCUGGGGAGUAAAGCUCGUUGAUCUAGCUGCCUGUCUGUGCGAAAAGGUCCCGAGAUCGGCCGUUAUAGAAGAGUCAUCGAUCAGUCGCACAACCC